Rhodamnia argentea is the source of this 2157-nucleotide messenger RNA. RefSeq names its product SNW/SKI-interacting protein. The record is from RefSeq and is a predicted model, not a curated record. Lineage: Eukaryota; Viridiplantae; Streptophyta; Magnoliopsida; Myrtales; Myrtaceae. Gene Ontology annotation, biological process: mRNA splicing, via spliceosome. The coding region runs from base 156 to 1970 and encodes 604 amino acids. The transcript is spliced from 2 exons. Gene Ontology annotation, cellular component: spliceosomal complex.
UCGUCUUCUUGUUGUUGUUUUUCUUCCGGCGUUUGCCCUAUACAUGUCUUCUCUGUGUACUUGAAGCCUCUUGUUUGAUCAGCCAUCAUCAAUCGAACUACGUCGUGCUUGAAGGUUGUUGGGACUCCUGGCCUUCCGUUGCGUGACAAGGAAUCAUGGCAUCUUUGAAUGACCUGUUGCCUCCAGCUAAGUCAACCACAACCACAUUUUAUGACCACUCAAAUGAUCCCUGGUUCAAGCAGCGCUUCAGUACUUCUGAUUCUGAACGAACCACUGUGCUCAAGCACAAUCCUGUGCCUCCAUACUUGAAACGCCAGGGUUUUGUACCUCGAAAAGUUGAGGAUUUUGGAGAUGGAGGUGCAUUUCCUGAGAUUCAUAUUGCCCAGUACCCUCUUGAUAUGGGCAGGGAUAAAUCUGGGAAGCCUGGAUCCAAAAUUCUGCCGGUGACUGUUGAUGCUCAUGGAAACGUCGCCUAUGAUGCCAUUGUUAAGCAGAAUGAAAAUGCAAAGAAGGUUGUUCACAGCCAGCAUAAAGAUCUCAUUCCAAAGAUUCUGAGAGAUGAGGAUGAGAAAGAAGAGGAUGAAGAUAUGGAGAGGGAGAUUGAAGAAAUAACUCAGGAAACAAAGACUGCGCUAGAGAAGAUUGUUAAUGUGAGAUUGAGCGCGGCACAACCAAAAAAUGUGCCCAAACAAUCAUCGGAUUCAAAGUUUAUUAAGUAUAAGCCAUCUCAGCAGUCUGCAGCAUUUAAUUCUGGUGCAAAGGAGAGGAUUAUAAGGAUGGUGGAGAUGCCUGUGGACCCCCUCGAGCCACCAAAGUUUAAGCAUAAGAGGGUCCCAAGGGCCUCUGGAUCCCCGCCUGUGCCAAUUAUGCAUUCACCGCCUCGCCCUGUUACUGUAAAAGAUCAACAGGAUUGGAAGAUCCCACCUUGUAUCUCAAAUUGGAAAAAUCCUAAGGGUUACACUAUCCCACUAGACAAGCGUCUUGCUGCAGAUGGACGAGGACUCCAGGACGUACAGAUCAAUGAUAAUUUUGCCAAGCUUUCUGAGGCUCUUUAUGUUGCUGAACAGAAGGCUAGGGAGGCAGUUGCCAUGAGAUCUAAGGUGCAGAAAGAAAUGCUGAUGAAGGAAAAAGAGAGGAAAGAGCAGGAGCUCCGGGCUUUGGCUCAAAAAGCUCGUUCAGAGAGAACCGGGGCAGCACCCCCAGCUGCUGUUUCUAUUCCUACCGAGAAAAAUGACAUGGAUGGUGUGGAAAUGAGAGGGCAUUAUGAGCGUGAAGGAGAGAGGGAUCGAGAUUAUCCCAAGGAAACAAGAGAAGAAAGGGAAGAAAGGCUGCAACGCGAGAAAAUUCGUGAGGAGAGGCGUCGAGAGAGGGAGAGGGAGAGAAGAUUGGAGGCUAAGGACGCUGCUAUGGGAAAGAAAAGCAAAAUCACUAGGGACAGAGAUAGAGAUAUUAGUGAGAAAGUUGCAUUGGGAAUGGCUUCAGCUGGGGCAAGUAGAGGAGGAGAGGUCAUGUAUGACCAGAGGCUCUUUAACCAAGAGAAAGGCAUGGAUUCUGGGUUUGCCACCGAUGACCAAUACAACGUGUAUGAUAAGGGACUGUUCACCGCUCAGCCCACACUUUCAACUCUCUACAGGCCUAAGAAGGACCUUGAUUCUGACAUAUAUGGAGGUGCGGAUGAGCAGUUAGAUAAGAUUAUGAAGACCGAGCGCUUCAAGCCAGAUAAGGCGUUCUCCGGCACAGCUGAGAAAGGUGGUCCGAGGGACAGGCCAGUUGAGUUUGAGAGGGAAGCUGCUGAAGAGGCUGAUCCAUUUGGUCUGGAUCAGUUCUUGACGGAGGUGAAGGGGGGCAAGAAACCAACCGAUAAGAUCGGCUCUGGAGGGACAAUGAGGGCCAGUGCAGGCUCGUCGAUGCGUGAUAGUUAUGGGGGAGGUUCCGGCCGAACACGCAUCGGCUUUGAGAAGGGACGAUAAACUGUAUUCUGCUAAUCUUUGCUUGUGCAAGCAGCAGUUAUUUACAUUUUUGUGUUUGUAUGGUAGAGUUAAGUAAUUUACUUGGCGUGUGCUGUGAAUUGGAAGUCUGCGGACACUGAUUAAGCAGCAUGAAGUAAUGCAGAAACUCUGGAUUUUCUCAGCCAUAAUUUGAGUUGCGUUAUUAUAA